This is a messenger RNA of Gloeophyllum trabeum ATCC 11539, 748 nucleotides long. RefSeq lists its product as uncharacterized. The transcript is spliced from 5 exons. The coding region runs from base 1 to 528 and encodes 175 amino acids. The record is from RefSeq and is a predicted model, not a curated record. Lineage: Eukaryota; Fungi; Basidiomycota; Agaricomycetes; Gloeophyllales; Gloeophyllaceae.
AUGGAAUGCAAAGACAAGUUCGUUCGCCAAUCGUCAUCAGCUGUUUUGACUGUCCCGGCUCCUCACUCGAAUUUGCGCGCGGCGUUCUUGGCUCUCGAGUUUCUUUUCGUCUGGUCCGCUUCUCGGGAGGUGUUGAUGGGAGAAAACGGGCAAGGCGAGCUCUACGCCUACCUCCCCCUCACCGCGCCCAACGCCGCCCGCCUGCUCGUCGUGCCCGGGUCCAGACAAAAUCCGGACUACGAGUUUUCGGUGGGACGGGGCGCAUUCGGCUUUGAAGGCGGGAGGUGGACGACGGUGGCGCAGCGGGUGAGGCUGAAUGAUAUUGGGCAGGAGAACGGGGGAGUGGAGGUGUACAUCGACGGCACGUCGGUGAUCUGCGUGAAGGGCUUGACCCUGCGCGACGACGCUGCCUCGCAUGUCAAGGGCUUGCACUUCCAGACGUUCUUCGGAGGCUCCAGCCCCGAGUGGGCGUCGCCCAAGGACCAGAGGGCGUGGUUCGCGGGGGCGUCUGGUGCUAUUCUGAAGUGAGGAAGCUGGAGGGUGGUGGCGUGCGUACUUUGCGGAUGACUGCGGUUCAUGUGCAUAACAAUGAAGCCAUCGCUUUAUCGAGGUAUACAAUCAUAGAAAACACGAUAACAGGACGGAGACAUCCGACAAGGAAAGGAUGACCGGUAUAGUGCGGUGCACAGCGCGCUGAAAUACAAUUAAAACAAGGUGUAUCGGACACCUAGGAAGAGCCCUCGUCAAC